Messenger RNA from Suillus clintonianus, 1754 nucleotides. RefSeq names its product S-adenosyl-L-methionine-dependent methyltransferase. Gene Ontology annotation, biological process: mitochondrial respiratory chain complex I assembly. The transcript has 8 exons. NCBI's taxonomy places the organism in Eukaryota, Fungi, Basidiomycota, Agaricomycetes, Boletales, Suillaceae. Gene Ontology annotation, molecular function: protein-arginine omega-N symmetric methyltransferase activity. The record is from RefSeq and is a predicted model, not a curated record. Bases 242 to 1639 code for a protein of 465 amino acids. Gene Ontology annotation, cellular component: mitochondrion.
GUGCUUCGAAAAUUUCGUAAUGCGACAAAGUACGAGUCAAUAAUCGUAAUCAAUCUCCGAGUCCGGUUCCGCUUGGACCUCGCGCUUUCGAUUCCCUCGGAUCCAAGCGGCUUGAUGGACUUCUGACUCAAGAAUAUUUGCAGGAAUAAAUCACUGGGGCACUCGUGGUCUACAAGCUUAAGAUGAUCUGCUCAACCGUACCGGCCCGCGGUUGAUUCAAAUCAAUCUGGUAUGGUCUGGCAUGACUUGCAGUAUUAGGUUCCGCUUUUGGAACCCUAAUUUGCUACAGUAUGGUUCAAAUGGACUCUCUUCGUGGCUCAGGCAGCCAAAUUGUCGUCAUGCACUCCAUGCAAGAACUAUUCUGCGUGCUCGCAUGAUGUCUGGAGACUCCUUCGGUUCUCUGACCGACGUCGAGAAACUAAUGCUGGAUAGUGUCAAGGCAACAGGUCCUAUAUCAUUCUCGACGUUCAUGCAACUCAGUCUUGGGCACCCCACAUAUGGGUACUACAUGAAGCCAGAACAUGCUGUCUUUGGCACCCAAGGUGAUUUUAUCACCAGUCCUGAGAUUAGCCAAAUGUUUGGCGAGCUUGUUGCGCUAUGGGUGUUAAGGCAGUGGAUGGAUACGAAUGUUAAAGGACCCUUCCGAGUGGUAGAACUUGGACCUGGCAGGGGGACAUUGAUGGACGACAUACUUCGGGUUUUGAAACAGCUUCCUGCAGCACUCGGACAAUUAAAGAGCAUUCACUUGGUCGAGAGCAGUGCGACUAUGCGUGCAUUGCAGGAAAGCAAGCUUCGCAAGGCUUCUCAGGAGGGUAAAUUCGAGAUAAUGUGGCAUGAUGCAAUCGAAGAAAUUGAGCACGAGGAAGACGUCUUCACCAUGCUAGUAGCUCAUGAGUUUUUCGACGCCCUUCCCGUGAACGUCAUCGAGAGAACUCAACAAGGUUGGAACGACGUGCUAAUUGCCCCCUCAAGUGAUCCAAGCAUCAAAUACGCCAUGCCCUCUUCGGAGUCAGACUCUCCCCCACAAUUGCAUCCUACAUCUUCGCGUUGGACGCGUGUUCUCUCUCCAAAUCCAACAGCAUCAUCGACCCUCCUCGGACUUGCUUCUCCUCGGUUCUAUUCGCUCCCCGUUGGGACGCGUAUAGAGGUAUCCAGAGCGUCCAUGAACCAAGCACGGGGUAUAGGGAAACUCAUCGACACCAAAGGCAAAGGAUGUGCGCUUGUCGUCGACUAUGGUGCAGACAAAGCCUUUAGCGAUUCCUUGCGGGCCUUCAAACAGCAUGAAAUCGUUGAUAUCUUCUGCCGUCCCGGAGAAUGUGACGUCACGGCGAAUGUCGAUUUUGCAUUGCUGAAAGAGUCUAUGGCUGACCUUGUCUCGACACAUGGUCCCAUCUCCCAGCGUGACUUCCUCACGCGCAUGGGCAUAGAAAUCCGGGCCGACGCUCUUGUGCGUUCGGCUUCCUCUCCAGAGAGGAAAAAGGCGAUCGAAGAUGGCGCGAACAGGCUCAUUGAUCCCCUUGGGAUGGGUGAGCAGUACAAGGUGCUCGGAGUUGUUGCGAAAAGUAGCGGAGAAGGCCAAGAUGCUGGUGAGGUUUGGCCAUUCACUGUAGUCCAAGAGAGUGCACAACAAUCCCUUUAAUCGUCAGACCGGUAUAAGAUACAAGUUCACAGUAUGUACAAUACAUAGUAAGGGGCCUGAAAACCAGCGGCAUGCCCACAUAAACAAUUGCCAGCUCACCAUCACAAAAACGCAC